UCUUUAGAGCCAUCUUGAUCAUACUAUAUACAAUUUCUCCAAAUUCUUUGUAACGCUUGGGACCUUAAUCUCACACAAUCCAGCAUAUGCAUUGGCCUUUGGACCUUUUCUGCAAUACCCCAUUCUCCAGUUAUCUAUUCUAUUUUCUUUGCCUUGUACUUUGUAUAAAGGGUUCCCCAAAGUACCAGUUAAUCAUCAGCUCAUCAUCUUCAGGAUCAGUUUCUUUCAUAGUCUCUCUCUCUCUCUCUCUCUCUCUCUCUCUCUCUCUGCCUUUCUGCAACUCAAAGCAACGAAAAAGGACUCAGAUGGCUUCUCGUAUUGGGAUUCUUUUGGCUUCUGUGCUUGUCCUCUCUUGCUUAGCAGAAACCUCCUAUGGUGUCCUCUUCUCCACUCUGAAACAAACUCUUAUUGUCACUGCUUCCCACGUUCAGUCAAACGGAACAGUCCUAAAAGCUGGGGAAGACACAGUCUCUGUUACAUGGGGUUUGAACAAGAGCCUCCCAGCCGGGACUGACUCGGCUUACAAGACCAUCAAGUUGAAGCUGUGCUACGCGCCGGUGAGCCAAGUCGACCGCGCGUGGAGGAAGACUGAGGACAACAUCGUCAGGGACAAGACCUGUCAGCACAAGAUCGUCUCCAGGCCGUACAACAGUAAGAACACCUCCAUGCAGAGCUUCGAGUACACGAUCGAGCGUGACGUGCCCACGGGCACGUACUUCGUACGCGCCUACGCCUACGACGCUGAGGACGUGGAGGUGGCUUACGGUCAGAACACGGGACCUAAGAAAGACUCCAACUUGUUUAUGGUACAGGCAAUCACCGGCCGCCAUGUGACCCUUGAUAUCUGCUCCGUUGUCUUCAGCGCUUUCUCUGUUGUGUCCCUGGCUGGGUUCUUUACUCUCGAGAAGAUGAGGGCAAAGUCGUCCAAAUGAAGUGGCGGCCACUAAGUCGACGGUGCCUGAGAAAUGAGAACGAGAAUGAGAAGGAGAAUCAAGAAAAGUCCACUAAUGUUUGCUUGGUUCUUGUACUACGUACCUUGACUAGCUUUGUAUGAUUAUAGUUGUUUUUUCUCAUAAAGCAAUUAUGCAUUGUUAUAUAAUAGAAGUUGAAAGUGAUCAAAUGUUGGGUUGAGUAAUGUGGCUUGGAAUUGAUCGAA
This is a messenger RNA of Argentina anserina (silverweed cinquefoil), 1156 nucleotides long. Its product is annotated as high-affinity nitrate transporter 3.2-like. Gene Ontology annotation, biological process: response to nitrate; nitrate transmembrane transport. The coding region runs from base 87 to 932 and encodes 281 amino acids. NCBI's taxonomy places the organism in Eukaryota, Viridiplantae, Streptophyta, Magnoliopsida, Rosales, Rosaceae. Gene Ontology annotation, cellular component: plasma membrane. Gene Ontology annotation, molecular function: nitrate transmembrane transporter activity. The record is from RefSeq and is a predicted model, not a curated record. The transcript is spliced from 2 exons.